This is a messenger RNA of Fragaria vesca subsp. vesca, 648 nucleotides long. RefSeq names its product carboxymethylenebutenolidase homolog. Gene Ontology annotation, molecular function: hydrolase activity. The coding region runs from base 1 to 648 and encodes 215 amino acids. The transcript has 6 exons. The record is from RefSeq and is a predicted model, not a curated record. Lineage: Eukaryota; Viridiplantae; Streptophyta; Magnoliopsida; Rosales; Rosaceae.
AUGGGGGUCUGUAGUAUGCAUGAAAAUGAAUACGUUGUGAUCAGGAUUCAGGAUCUUGUAUUCUUCUCCAAACUUAAUAGAACUAGAGGUUGCAGGGAUCAGAAACUUGCAGGAAGAGUUGCUGCUUCUGGAUUCUGUGUUGUAAUUCCAGACUUCUUCCAUGGAGAUCCAUUUGUGUAUGACAAUAACAGGCCUCUAGCAGUCUGGUUAAAGGAUCAUGGAACGGAUAAGGGAUUUGAAGAUGCAAAAUCAGUGAUUGACGCUCUUAUACGCAAAGGUUUUUCUGCAAUUGGAGCAGCAGGCUUCUGUUGGGGUGCCAAGGUUGUGACUGAACUUGCAAAGUCUGAGUUCAUCCAAGCUGCUGUGCUGUUGCAUCCUUCAUUUACUACUGUUGAUGAUAUUGAGGGGGUUAAAUCUCCGAUUGCCAUACUAGGGGCUGAGAUUGACAACUAUUCUCCACCAGAACUCGUGAAAAAGUUUGAGGAUAUAUUAAAAGCUAGACCCGAGGUUGAUAGCUAUGUGAAGAUAUUUCCAAAAGUUGCACAUGGCUGGGUUGUGAGGUAUGAUGCUGAUGAUGAAGCAGCUGCAAAGAGUUCAGAGGAAGCUCAAAAUGACAUGUUGCAGUGGUUUGCUAAGCAUGUCAAGUAA